AUGUUGGGUUGCCAAGCAACCAUAACCGUAAUCGUAGCGAUACUUUCACGUGGAAAAACGGACUCGGCCAGCUCGCGGCAUGUGGCCAGCGGCGGUGGCAUGCAACAGCAGCGCAAGACACCAGCGCCGGCAACACUCGAGGAUUUCAUCAUCAAGCGUGAUUACACAGGAGCAAGAGCCUUCCUGGAGUACGCAAAUGAUGAGCCGGAGGAUGAGGAGGGAAAGGCGCAGGAUAAUGAACAGCAGCAGCGACAAAUCGAUCAAUGGAUUGCCUACUGCAAUUUCCACUUGGGCGACUAUCAACAGGCUUUAAAUCAAUACCAGGACAUCAAACAGCGCCAGGAGGCAGUGGAACCAAACUUAAUACUCAAUGUGGCCGUUUGCAUGUUCUACUUGGGCCUCUAUGAGGACGCAAAACAGCUCAUCGAGAGCAUGGCGAAUACUCCGUUAAAGCAGCGACUGCUUUUUCAUCUCGCCCACAAACUGGGCGAUGAUCAAGAAUGGGCACAAUUGCUGGAGGAACUGCUGAAUGCACCCAGCGUGGAGCAGCAAUUGAGUUUGGCGUCAAUGCAUUAUAUGCGUGCCCAUUAUCAGGAGGCCAUUGAUGUCUAUAAGCGUGUCCUGGUCGACAACAAGGAUUUUAUGGCCAUCAAUGUAUAUCUGGCACUGUGCUUCUAUAAGCUAGACUACUAUGACAUGUCCCAGGAGGUGCUCGAGGUGUAUCUCGGACAACAUGGCGACAGCACCAUUGCCAUCAAUCUAAAGGCCUGCAAUCGCUUUCGACUUUUCAGCGGUCGCGUUGCCGAGCAGGAGAUUAAAAACAUUUCCGACAACGAUACAUUUGGAGCGGAUUUGAUUCGUCACAAUCUGGUGGUAUUUCGCAAUGGUGAAGGGGCUCUGAGGGUGUUGCCAAGCCUGCUCAAUAUAGUGCCCGAGGCGCGCUUAAAUCUGGCCAUAUACUAUCUGAAGCAGGGCGAUAUUCAGGAGGCACAUGCUCUGAUGAAGGAGCUGCAACCCACUUCCCCUCAUGAAUACAUUCUCAAGGGUGUGGUGCAUGCUGCACUGGGACAACAACUCGGAUCGAAGGAACACAUAAAGACGGCACAGCAGAAUCUUCAUCUGGUGGGCAGCUCAGCCACCGAAUGCGAUACAAUACCAGGACGUCAGAGUAUGGCUUCGGCAUUCUUUCUGUACGAACAGUUCGAGGAGGUGCUCGUCUAUAUGAACUCCAUUCGCAGUUACUUUGUGAAUGAUGAUGUUUUCAACUAUAAUUUUGGCCAGGCCAAGUGUGCCACAGGAUACUACAAGGAGGCCGAGGAGCUGUUGAUGCAGAUUGGCGAUGUUGAUAUUAAAAAUCAGCAUACUUACUGCAUGAUACUGGCCAAGUGUCACAUACACUGUGGCCAUCCGGAGUUGGCCUGGAAUGUCUUCAUCACCAGGGACACAAAUGCCGAGGCUUUUCUUCUGCUUCAGCUAAUUGCCAACGAGUGUUACAAGUGUGAGGAGUUCUGGGUGGCUGCCAAGGCAUUCGAUAUGCUCGAGAAACUCGACCCCAGUCCAGAGAACUGGGAGGGAAAACGGGGCGCCUGUGCGGGAGUAUUAUAUGCCUUGGCUACGAAGGCGCAUCGUGGACGUCCGGGAGGUGGAAUUUCCGAGGUAAUUGGACUGUUGCGUGAAUCCUCAAACUCUCAGGCAGAGUCCAUGAUUAAGACCAUUCGAAAGCACAUAAGUAGUUUUAAGUGAAAUCAUACGGAAAUCAAAGUAUCU
This is a messenger RNA of Drosophila innubila, 1767 nucleotides long. RefSeq names its product intraflagellar transport protein 56 (gene Ttc26). Gene Ontology annotation, cellular component: ciliary base; ciliary basal body; intraciliary transport particle B. NCBI's taxonomy places the organism in Eukaryota, Metazoa, Arthropoda, Insecta, Diptera, Drosophilidae. The transcript has 5 exons. The coding region runs from base 1 to 1743 and encodes 580 amino acids. The record is from RefSeq and is a predicted model, not a curated record. Gene Ontology annotation, molecular function: intraciliary transport particle B binding; protein binding. Gene Ontology annotation, biological process: intraciliary transport involved in cilium assembly; intraciliary anterograde transport.